Molecule: messenger RNA, 1461 nt
Organism: Babesia microti strain RI
Lineage: Eukaryota; Apicomplexa; Aconoidasida; Piroplasmida; Babesiidae
Product: DEAD/DEAH box helicase
Exons: 8
Coding region: 1-1461 (486 amino acids)
Biological process (GO): maturation of SSU-rRNA
Cellular component (GO): 90S preribosome
Molecular function (GO): ATP binding; nucleic acid binding
Source: RefSeq, a predicted model, not a curated record
AUGUCACAUAUAUUUAGAGAACUAUGUUAUGGAACGAAGCUAUCAUUAAAAAGAAAUAAUAAUUACGUUUAUAAAGAAAAAAUUGAAAAUGAUAUAUCAGGAAAAUCGAACAGUGACUUAAGCUCUUCCUCAAAUGGUACGGACCAUGUAAAAUCAAUUGGAUCAAGCCACUUUUCAGAUGAGCCUCCAUCAGAAUCAUAUUUAAAAACCCAAAGAAUAACCAUUACUAAUCCGCAAAAUUCAGAAAUACCUGCAAAAUGGCCAUUGCUGCUCAAUUUCUCUCAUCUGAAUAGCCUUCUAACAUCCUUAGGCAAUUUGGAUUCUAAAUCUAAUUAUAAAUUACCAAACUCCGCACCUAAAUGGCUAUUUAAUAAUAUUAGAAAUAAUAUGAAUUUAUCAUUAACAACACCAAUCCAACAAAUUGGCAUACCGGCAGCGUUGUUAGGAUCUGAUAUACUGGGCAUUUCGCCUACUGGUUCGGGGAAAACAUUAGCAUAUCUAAUUCCAUUAUUAAUUAAACUCCAGGCAUUCAACAUUAGCAAUUGGAAUCCACAAAAACUUUCGAUACGAUCACUCAUUAUAGCACAUACCAGGGAAUUAGCCCAUCAAAUCGAUAAAAUUAUUCUCUUACUAACAGGUUUUGGAAUAAAAUGUUCAGUUUUACGAAAAAAAAACACCGAACUUACAAGGCUUGACAUUUGUAUAUCAACUCCACUAACAUUAAUAAAAUUACUUCGUGAUGGAAAUAUCAAUUUGAAUUAUUGUAAAAUAUUAAUCAUGGAUGAAGCGGAUAAAUUGUUUGAUUUGGGCUUCGAAUCACAAAUAGAUGAAAUCUUAUCAUUUUUACCAAAAGAAAAUGUUCAAAGGUUACUAUUUAGUGCUACAAUGCAUGGAAAGGUUAGAAAGCUAGUCAAUUCAAUUAUGAUAGAUUAUUAUAAAAUAUUGGUUGGAACUGAGAAUGCAGCAUGUACUAAUAUUGCACAAGAACUUAUUUGUGUAACAAAUGAAGCAGGGAAGCUGUAUACACUUCGGCAAAUGUUUUUAGAUGGCAAAUUGCCACCCCCAGUACUUGUAUUCAUAAGUUCAAGGGAAAAAGUUGAUAAGGUAUUUAAACAACUUGCCAACGAUGGGAUACAAGUUGCUAAACUUAGCGCUAUGUUAAGUAAGAAGGAACGCGAUGCUACAAUACAAGCUCUGCGCACAGGGAUGAUUUGGAUUUUACUUUGUACAGAUAUUUUGGCACGUGGAGUUGAUUUCCCUCAAGUAUCAUGUGUGGUAAAUUUUGAUAUACCAACAAAAACCCAGGUUUAUAUUCAUCGAGUCGGUAGAACCGGAAGAGCUGGUAGAAAGGGGAGGGCAUUAACAUUUUAUACCAUUGCAGACAUUCCAAAAUUGAGGCCAUUAACAAGAAUAAUGAAACUAUCAGAGUGCGAGUUACCCGAUUUUAUACUUGAAUUUUAA